Molecule: messenger RNA, 878 nt
Organism: Mesitornis unicolor (brown roatelo)
Lineage: Eukaryota; Metazoa; Chordata; Aves; Mesitornithiformes; Mesitornithidae
Product: ephrin type-A receptor 2-like
Exons: 6
Biological process (GO): protein phosphorylation; axon guidance
Cellular component (GO): neuron projection
Molecular function (GO): transmembrane-ephrin receptor activity; ATP binding; protein binding
Source: RefSeq, a predicted model, not a curated record
ACAAGCCCUUCAUGAUCAUCACGGAGUACAUGGAGAACGGGGCGCUGGAUAAAUUCCUGCGGGAAAAAGAAGGAGAAUUUGGGGUCAUCCAGCUGGUGGGGAUGCUGAGGGGCAUCGCCGCUGGCAUGAAGUACUUGGCCAACAUGAACUACGUGCACCGGGACCUGGCCGCCCGCAACAUCUUGGUCAACAGCAACCUGGUCUGCAAAGUGUCCGAUUUCGGGCUUUCCAGGGUGCUGGAAGACGACCCCGAAGCCACCUACACCACCAGCGGCGGGAAGAUCCCCAUCCGAUGGACGGCGCCCGAAGCCAUCUCCUACCGCAAGUUCACCUCGGCCAGCGACGUCUGGAGCUACGGCAUCGUCAUGUGGGAGGUGAUGUCCUACGGUGAGCGCCCCUACUGGGAGCUCUCCAACCAUGAGGUGAUGAAGGCCAUCAACGAGGGCUUCCGCCUCCCCGCGCCCCUGGACUGCCCCUCCGCCGUCUACCAGCUGAUGAUGCAGUGCUGGCAGCAGGAGCGCAGCCGGCGACCCAAAUUCCCCGACAUCGUCAGCAUCCUCGACAAGCUCAUCCGCGCCCCCGACUCCCUCAAGGCGGUGGCGGACUUCGACCCUCGUGUGUCCAUCCGCCUGCCCAGCAGCAGUGGCUCGGAGGGCGUCCCGUUCCGCUCAGUGCCAGAGUGGCUGGAGUCCAUCCGCAUGCCCCAGUACACCCAGCACUUCAUGACCUCGGGCUACAGCACCAUCGAGAAGGUCCUGCAGAUGACCAGCGAUGACGUCAAGAAAAUCGGGGUGCGUCUGCCGGGGCACCAGAAGCGCAUCACCUACAGCCUGCUGGGGCUGCAGGAGCAGGCGGCCGCCGGGGGGGUCCCCCUCUAA